CUCCCGCUCGCCAACGCCCGACCCAGCAGCAGCAACAACACCAGCACUACUCUCCAGAGCGGCCUCCCCAUCGCGCCCCUUCAAACGACACAAGACCGCGGCCUUCAGCCACGCCUAUCUCGCGCUGCUCAACGACGACAUCCUCGACGCCGCAUCACAUUUCACAACAACAACAACAACAGCAUUCCCUGACGACGGCGACAUCAACUGCAAUAGCUCCAAGCCCACAAACCUGGAAUCGUCACAGGUAGGCCUCACUUGCUGGAGCGAAGCCGAGAAGACGCUCUUCUUCGAAGCCCUCGGCCGGCUCGGGGCGGACAAUGCAAAGGGUAUCGCGGAGCGUGUCGCGACGAAGGGGGAGCUCGAGGUGCGGGCGUAUCUGGCGCUGCUGAGGGCGGAAACGGCGCGCCGGAAAGGGGGCGGGCGGGGCGCUGACAAGGCGACGCUCACGCCGGCCGAGAUGCCUGCUGCCGUGGAGCUCAGCCAGGCAUGCUGUGCGGCGCUGGAGGAGGCGGCCGAUGCUGUGUCGCUUCGGCAGGAGGCGUAUGAGGAGAGGGCCGAGAGGAAGCGGUGGGGUGGCGGGGACCAUUGGUUGAUUGGGAAGCGGAACUGGAGGGAGGUGGAGCGCGACCCGCCCGAGGGGAUGGAGGCGGUUUUGGGGUUGUUGAAGGCGGGGAAUUGGCUGUGGCUGAGCGAGCGGGUGUUUAUGAAUUCCACCGUGGAGGAGUACAACUGGGCGAGCGUGGGCGAGGAGAAGCCUGCCGUGCGAGCGACGGCGCUGGAGGAUUUCUAUGCGAUCGCCCUUGAGAUCACGCGGAGGCUGGUUGCUGCGACGAUAUUCGUAGCCGAGUCUAGGGUGAGGGCGAAGAGCAGGCAGGACGUGAGGGUGCGCAGGAGGGUGCGGAGGCAGGACGUUGAGGCGGCGGCCUUGUCGCUGGGGCUGUCUAUGAAUCGUCGUGGGUUCUGGGCAAGGUGUGCCAGGCGGCUGAGGCUGGAUAUACAUGGGGAUGAGGAUCAGGGUCAGGAUGUGCCCGACUGGGUGGGCCAGCGAGAGGAGCGCGAGCCGAUGUCAUAUGACGAGGUGGAGAGGGCGCUCGGCCUUGAGCCGGACAGCGUUGAAGAAGACACGGCCUCUGACGACGAGGCCGACUCAUCGGGGGACGACGCGGAAAUCAGGGACGACCUGGCGGCGCUUCCUGAUUCCGACAGUGGCUCGAUCGAACUCGGGGCCGGGACGCAGUAUGACACCGAGUACGAAGAGAGCCCUGUUGAGGACGAAGCGGAGAAGGAAGCCAUCCAGCGCGAGAUGAAUGAGAUCCUUCACCACUCUGCGCUCGAGUACCCGGAAACCUCCACUGCGCGCAACGCCCUGAGGAAACGGAUACGGGCCGAGAGGGCCCAUGAGGCGUAUGCCGACGCCGUGGAUGCCAAGGCAUCCUACCACGAAGAAAAGAGGUUAUGGGCCUUGCUGGGGCGAAAGCCUCCGAUGGAACUGGCCAAGGUAGAUGUUCCGGCGGAGCCCCCGAAGGACACCAAGAAAACGGUUGACGAUCUGGUCAGAGGAUUUGCCAGGAUACCCGGUGACUGGAGGAGUAAGCUGGAGAAUGUACCCAGUUGGUGGGAGAUGGAGUAUGCAGUGGCACAAGAGGAGAGGAGGCAGCAAGAGGCAUACGCUGUCACGGCCGCUGCGGUAGAUAGCGACGAUGGAAAUUGAUA
Messenger RNA from Chaetomium strumarium, 1716 nucleotides. RefSeq lists its product as uncharacterized. Gene Ontology annotation, biological process: nucleolar large rRNA transcription by RNA polymerase I; transcription initiation at RNA polymerase I promoter. NCBI's taxonomy places the organism in Eukaryota, Fungi, Ascomycota, Sordariomycetes, Sordariales, Chaetomiaceae. Gene Ontology annotation, cellular component: RNA polymerase I upstream activating factor complex. Gene Ontology annotation, molecular function: rDNA binding; RNA polymerase I general transcription initiation factor activity. The transcript has a single exon. The record is from RefSeq and is a predicted model, not a curated record. The coding region runs from base 461 to 1714 and encodes 417 amino acids.